Messenger RNA from Nicotiana attenuata, 878 nucleotides. RefSeq names its product ethylene-responsive transcription factor 1B-like. Gene Ontology annotation, biological process: regulation of DNA-templated transcription; ethylene-activated signaling pathway. Bases 94 to 756 code for a protein of 220 amino acids. Gene Ontology annotation, molecular function: DNA binding; DNA-binding transcription factor activity. NCBI's taxonomy places the organism in Eukaryota, Viridiplantae, Streptophyta, Magnoliopsida, Solanales, Solanaceae. The record is from RefSeq and is a predicted model, not a curated record. The transcript has a single exon.
UACUCCUCACAACAAUAACGUAUUCUUAUUCUCCUCUUCCACAUCCCAUGCACCCUUCUAUAUAAAUGUCAUGAAAAAUUAUUCAAUUCCUAUAUGGAAAUGGAAUUUUCAUCCCCUCAAAUUCAAUACCCAAAUUUCAAUUUCUUCCAAUAUCAAUCACCAUUACCAUGGAAUAACGAACUUUUCUUAGAUCAUGACCAUUUGACUAAUUAUCCAUGGGAAAUUGACUCCGUCAAUAAUAAGGAAGAUCGUCAGAUACCAAGAAGUUCUUCAUCCUCAGACGUAACGAAUUCCUCGAAAGGAAGCAAUUAUCAUGAAGAAGAGGUCACAUCACAGAAUUCUACCCAAAAAAAAGACACAACAAAAGAAGAAAAGCACUAUACAGGAGUUAGAAAAAGACCAUGGGGAAAAUAUGCAGCAGAAAUAAGGGACUCAACAAGAAAUGGAAUGAGAGUUUGGUUAGGUACUUUUAAUACAGCAGAAGAAGCUGCUUUAGCAUAUGAUCAAGCUGCACUUUCAAUGAGAGGUCCAUUGGCACUACUCAAUUUUCCUAUGGACAAAGUAAGAGAAUCACUUGAAAAUAUUAAGUAUUCUUGUGAAGAUGGAUUGUCUCCAGCUGCUGUUUUAAAAGCAACAAAUAAAAUGAGAUGUGUUAAACAUAGGAGAAAUAGGAAGAAGAAAACUGUUUUGGUUUUUCAAGACUUGGGUGCUGACUUGUUAGAUGAGCUUUUGAUGAGUACUUCAUCUCAGAAAUAACAUGACUUCAAGUUGUUUGUAAAAAUUGCUCUUUUUUCACUUUUUUUGGUGGACCUUUAUGUGUAUGUAUAUUUCUGAUGAUGGCUAAAGAGAAUGUAAAAGAUGUUCACUUCUUCUCUUUA